Messenger RNA from Exophiala oligosperma, 1266 nucleotides. Its product is annotated as DNA repair protein. The transcript has a single exon. Gene Ontology annotation, biological process: nucleotide-excision repair, DNA damage recognition; UV-damage excision repair; base-excision repair. Bases 144 to 1226 code for a protein of 360 amino acids. The record is from RefSeq and is a predicted model, not a curated record. Gene Ontology annotation, molecular function: damaged DNA binding. Gene Ontology annotation, cellular component: nucleotide-excision repair factor 1 complex. Lineage: Eukaryota; Fungi; Ascomycota; Eurotiomycetes; Chaetothyriales; Herpotrichiellaceae.
CAAAGACCUAGUUUACGUCGUUCGCCUCUGCAACCACUCCCGCUAAUUUCCCUUGUCUCGGUGAGGAAGGCACCUACUGCUCUUGAGUCACUCACAAGACCUGAUUUCCUCUCUAUCGGUGUCCGUCUACUCAUUCAAAUGCCAUGUCCGCCCGCCCUACCACACCCCCCAAGAGUGGCGAGGCACCGUCUUCACCAUUGACGCCUGAGCAAGUUAGGAGGAUCGAAAUUAACAGACUCAAAGCAAAAGCGCUCAGAGAGCAACGAGAUGGUGAAACAGCCCCGACAUCUUCGGCCCAGCCAGCGGAUUGCGCAGUUGCUGGGCAGAAGCGCAGCUUUGCGACUUUCGCCGGCACAUCUACUUCCAAUCGAGAUGCCAGAUCCCCAAUGAACCCUACACGGCCUCUCGAAGCCAUUCAACCGGCACGGAACUUUGCCAAAUACGUCGAAUAUGACUUCAGUAAGAUGACAGACACAAAGGGUGGGUUUCUGACUGCGGACGAUGACCCUCACAAUAAAGCAUUACAUACCGAUGAACAGGAUCCUAGACCCACUCACAUGACACAGAAAGAAUGGGAAAGAGCACAACUGCUCAGAUCGUUGCGCAAUCAGAAGGCAGGACCAUUCGAACCGGGAAUCAGCGCUGCCAAAGAUGAUAAUAUUAAUUCGUGUCGGGAUUGCGGGACACGAGAAGUCGAUUGGAAAUGGUUGGAGGUCUUCGGCAUUGCUGUUUGCAACGCGUGCAAAGACAAAUAUCCAGAGAAAUACAGCUUACUCACAAAGACCGAGGCAAAGGAGGACUAUCUGCUGACUGACCCUGAACUGAAAGAUGAGAAGUUACUCCCACACCUGGAAAGACCCAACCCACACAAGUCGACCUGGCACAAUAUGUUUCUUUACCUCCGAUGCCAGGUCGAAGAAUAUGCCUUUUCAGAAAGGAAAUGGGGCUCUGCUGAGGCCUUGGAUGCCGAAUUUGAAAGGAGGCAGGACGACAAGAAGCGGCGCAAGGAGAGCAAGUUCAAGUCCAGACUGGCAGAUUUGAAGAAGCGGACCAGAGUAGAAGCACAUCAGCGCAGUCGGAAAGGCGGAGGAGGGAAUUUUGGUGAUGAUUUUGGCGAAGGCAAGCAUGUGCAUGAAUUUGGGCGGCCGAUAGACAAUCCAGAGAGCGGAAUCCCUGUCAAGAAAUGUGUUAUAUGCGGACUAGAAGUCGAGGAAUUGGAUCUGUAACAUAGUUAUCGAGCGUAAUCUAUGAGGAAUACCUGUGAAA